This is a messenger RNA of Dicentrarchus labrax (European seabass), 1391 nucleotides long. RefSeq names its product aquaporin 10b (gene aqp10b). The coding region runs from base 31 to 1332 and encodes 433 amino acids. The record is from RefSeq and is a predicted model, not a curated record. Lineage: Eukaryota; Metazoa; Chordata; Actinopteri; Moronidae. Gene Ontology annotation, biological process: water transport; glycerol transmembrane transport. Gene Ontology annotation, cellular component: plasma membrane; basolateral plasma membrane. The transcript has 7 exons. Gene Ontology annotation, molecular function: glycerol channel activity; water channel activity; urea transmembrane transporter activity.
CUGCCGAGGUUUUGGGAGCAUAAAAUAGAGAUGAAACAUCUUGUAUCAUGUUUGCGUUCAGAGAAGAAGAGAUGUAACAACCAAUCAAACGAGAGGAACAAUCAGAGCCAAUUCCAACCAGGUGAAAUCACAGCAAACCUACUGAGUGAGCCGGUCAGUGUCAGCCCAGUUCUGUGCAGCGUUUUUCAUCAUGUCAGCUGUGAUUUAGGUAUCAGGAUGUCCUACAAAGUGAACUACUCUCCUCUCCUGCGUGCACACACACCACCACCUCAGCCAUGCCAUAAAGUGUGUGACGUAGCCUACAGCUCCAGUAUGAAAGGGCAAACUCUGCUCAGCAGGGCAGACAGUGCUGUGCUGUGCGGGUCAGACCCACCUCAUGUCCCGGCUCUGAGAGCUCACCUGUGGCCGGACGGUGAAGAGGAAAUCUCAGGGAUGGAGAGGCUGCUGAGGAAAUGUCAGAUCAGAAACCAACUGGUCAGGGAGUGCUUGGCUGAAUGCCUUGGAGUCUACGUUCUGAUUCUGUUUGGAUGCGGCUCCGUUGCCCAAGUGACUACAACUCAAGAUAAGAAGGGGCAGUACCUGUCAAUCAAUCUGGGUUUUGCUCUGGGAGUAACAUUUGGGGUGUUUGUGUCUCGUGGAGUCUCAGGUGCCCAUCUGAACCCAGCUGUAUCUCUGAGCUUGUGCGUUUUGGGCAGACAUCCCUGGAUAAAGCUACCUUUCUAUAUCUUCUUCCAAGUGUUUGGGGCCUUUCUGGCUGCAGCCACCGUUGGCCUGCAGUACUAUGAUGCCAUUCAGGCGUACAGCGGAGGUGAGCUGACGGUGACGGGCCCCACUGCCACAGCAGGCAUAUUCUCCACCUACCCAGCUGACUACCUCAGCGUGUGGGGAGGUGUCGUGGACCAGGUAAUAGGCACAGCUGCACUGCUGCUGUGUGUCCUGGCUCUUGGGGACCAGAGGAACAGCUCCCUCCCUGAUGGUCUUCAGCCUGUACUGGUGGGAGCAGCUGUGCUUGUUAUUGGCAUCUCGAUGGGCGCCAACAGCGGCUACGCACUUAACCCGGCCAGGGAUUUAGGACCUCGGUUGUUCACGUACAUUGGCGGCUGGGGAGUCGAUGUUUUCAAGGCUGGAGGUGGUUGGUGGUGGGUGCCCAUUGUGGCUCCCUGUGUCGGGGCGCUGUUGGGAACACUGAUUUACGAGCUGAUGAUUGAAGUCCACCAUCCUGCCAGUCCGCCGGAGCUCCAGACCUCAUGUCAGGAGGCCACUGAGGGCAAGACGGGACUGGAGCUGGAGGGGGUGGAGCAAGACUGUGAAAAACCCAGUAGUAAAAUGUAGUGGUGAACUUGAAGAGGAAUCUAUACAGUCAGUAAAUGCUAUUUAUGUGUGAUACCCAC